Molecule: messenger RNA, 676 nt
Organism: Oryza brachyantha (malo sina)
Lineage: Eukaryota; Viridiplantae; Streptophyta; Magnoliopsida; Poales; Poaceae
Product: histone H3.2
Exons: 1
Coding region: 57-467 (136 amino acids)
Cellular component (GO): nucleosome
Molecular function (GO): DNA binding; structural constituent of chromatin; protein heterodimerization activity
Source: RefSeq, a predicted model, not a curated record
AUUCCCAGCCUUCGACUCCGGCGCCGCGCCAAGCUCUCCCUCCUCCCUCUUCCUCGAUGGCCCGCACGAAGCAGACGGCGCGCAAGUCGACCGGCGGGAAGGCGCCGAGGAAGCAGCUGGCGACGAAGGCGGCGCGCAAGUCGGCGCCGGCCACCGGCGGCGUGAAGAAGCCGCACCGCUUCCGGCCUGGCACGGUGGCGCUCCGGGAGAUCCGCAAGUAUCAGAAGAGCACGGAGCUGCUGAUCCGCAAGCUCCCCUUCCAGCGCCUCGUCCGGGAGAUCGCGCAGGACUUCAAGACGGACCUCCGGUUCCAGAGCUCCGCCGUCGCCGCGCUGCAGGAGGCCGCCGAGGCCUACCUCGUCGGCCUCUUCGAGGACACCAACCUCUGCGCCAUCCACGCCAAGCGCGUCACCAUCAUGCCCAAGGACAUCCAGCUCGCGCGCCGCAUCCGCGGUGAGCGCGCUUAGUUAGUUUGCUCUCGUCGAUCUGAGCUUUUUGCUCCAUGUGCUAGAAUUUCUCCUACUCAAGUGAUGCAUUCUGACUUGCUGCAAUGGCGUGCCAACUGUUGAUCUGAUUAUCAAUGAAAAAUCUGUCUCUAAAGUUUAGUUGCUCUUGUUCCUAGUUUGGUUCUGGUAUCUGUUUUGCUAAUUUUUUGCUCCUGAUUAUCUGAUUUGAU